This is a messenger RNA of Salvia splendens (bonfire salvia), 4056 nucleotides long. RefSeq names its product protein STICHEL. The record is from RefSeq and is a predicted model, not a curated record. Lineage: Eukaryota; Viridiplantae; Streptophyta; Magnoliopsida; Lamiales; Lamiaceae. Gene Ontology annotation, biological process: DNA-templated DNA replication; DNA repair. The transcript has 6 exons. Gene Ontology annotation, cellular component: DNA replication factor C complex; DNA polymerase III complex. Gene Ontology annotation, molecular function: ATP binding; DNA binding; DNA-directed DNA polymerase activity. The coding region runs from base 282 to 3872 and encodes 1196 amino acids.
CUAGAGUAAAAAACGGAAUCUCAUUACUGCAAAAUAGUGCGAAGGAGGGAAAAAGGGGUGUUUUCACAUUUCAAUAAUUUUGUGUGCGCCUCAAACCGUGGGAUAAUUGAGCUGUAAUUAUUGCCUUGUAAUCCAUUAUUUAUGCUAGGUGGAGCAGAGAUGCUCGUUAAAGAAAGGCUAUUACGAUCUACAGAUCUGCAUUUCUAAACAAAAUGUGGCAUUGAAUCAUAUCGUCUUUCUACUUUACUAAUUCAGUCCGGCGGCGGUGGCUGUAUUGAGCUAUGCUGUCAGUUGAACCCCGUGACGGCGGCGGGAUUGAUCCCCGGCCGAGCAACUUGCAUUUGAAGAAGGAGCUGACGCAAAUCAGAAAGGCGGCGAGGGUGCUACGAGACCCCGGAACCUCCUCGUCUUGGCGCUCGCCGCCGCUUGGUUCUGCAAGAUCUCUCACCUACAAGAAUGGUAACGCCGUUGCUUCUUCCUCUUCACACAUUUUGCAGCCACGAUUGCUUGUUGGAAGUAGCGAUAGCUUUAUUAAUAAUAAUAGUAGUAGUAAUGUUAGUGGUGGAGGCAUUUCGAAAGCGAAUGAGGAUAGGAGGAAGGUUUAUUUAUGUAACUGGAGAAAUCAGAAAUCUGAGAGUGAGAGGAGUAGGCAGAUUGAUAGUGAGAGUGGUAAGGAUGAGGGGUCCUCCUCUACUCGAGAAGGGAGUCUUGAGUCGGAUAGCUUGAAUGUUGGUGGAAAUGAUUCCAAGAGUGAUGGUUAUUUUAGUGAUAGGUACGGUUCUUUGAUGUCUAAAUGUAAAGAUUCUAACUUUACACCAUCUAUUAGGCGUACUAUUAAGAAGAAAACGAAGAGGAGUAGUUAUUCUAGUGCUAGUUCUAGACAUCAGAAGGAGGAGUUGCAAAUGAGGAUGAUUUUAAGUAGAUAUGCUGAGAAUGUAGCAGAAUGCUCCCCUGGUGCGAGAAGGAGGGAUGAUUUGGCAACUUUGGUGGAUCAGUUUGAUGAUAAUGGUGAUUAUUGCAAUUCCGAGGAUUUAGGUAGAGAUUCUGCAAUAUCACCUUUGCUUGCUAGGAUUAAGAAUAAGGGUUGGUCUUAUUCACCCUCAAAGUUGUUGAGGACGCAUAGGAAGGAGGAUGAUUCUCUUUCGUAUAGCACACCAGCAUUGUCAACAAGCUCUUAUAAUAGAUGUGCCAUUAAGAACCCAAGUACCGUUGAGUCGUGGGAUGCCGCCACUGGGUCAUUGAAUGGUGCUGAUGAUGAGGUCAACCAGUUGGAUUUGCCUGGUCGUCAGGGCUGUGGAAUACCUUGUUACUGGUCUAGAAGGUCGACACCAAAGUCUAGAUAUAGUAGUUCUUGUUCUCCUUCUCUUUCUGAUGCUCUAAGAAGAAAAGGAAGCAUCUUGUUUUGUGGAAGUCAGACCCCGUCCCAUGGAAGACAUAAUCGCUUAUCUUUGGCUUCCAGCAAGAGGAGACUCAGCUCCAAGACAGCAGGUCAAAGCCUCGUUCCUCUCCUUGACAAUGGUGCUGAUGGAAGAUUAUCCAUGAGAAGUGGGAAUAGUGAUGAUGAGCUCUCAACAAAUUUCGCUGAGCUUGAUUUAGAAGCCUUGAGCCGGUUGGAUGGUAGGAGGUGGUCUUCAAGUUGUAGAAGUCCCGAAGGGCUUGAGUUAGUAGCUUUGAAUGAGGAAGCGCAUGAAGAAGGUUCUCCUGAGAAUGUCAGAAGCCUGAGCCACAAAUAUAGGCCAAUGUUUUUUGACGAAAUAAUUGGCCAAAAUAUAGUUAUUCAGUCUCUUAUGAGUGCGGUUUCAAGAGGGAGGAUUGCUCCUGUUUAUCUAUUCCAAGGUGCUCGUGGAAUUGGAAAAACUUCAGCGGCUAGAAUCUUUGCUGCUGCUUUGAAUUGCAUUGCCACUGAAGAGAGUAAACCCUGUGGGAUCUGCAGAGAAUGUGCUGACUUCUUGUCUGGAAAGAGCAGGUAUCUUGAAGAAGUUAAUGGCUCUAAUAAGAAGGGAAUCGACCAACUGAAAAAUCUGUUAAGAAACAUAUUGGCAGUUCAUCCCUCAGGACUUCAACAUUACAAGAUUUUUGUCAUUGAUCAAUGCCAUUUACUGCCCUCAAGAACAUGGCUGGCAUUUCUUCGACUCCUUGAUAAACCAUUGCCGUGCAUUGUUUUUGUACUCAUUACAACUGAUAUUGAGAAUGUACCCCACACGAUAUUGACUCGGUGCCAGAAGCACAUUUUCAACAAGAUUAGCAAUGGUGAUAUUGUUACUCGCCUAAAGAAGCUUUCAACUAAUGAGAAUUUAGAUGCUGAUCCAAAUGCAUUGGAGUUGAUUGCUUCAAAUGCAGAUGGUUCACUACGAGAUGCAGAAACAAUGUUGGACCAGUUGAGUUUGUUUGGGAAACGAAUCACUAAGUCCCUGGUGAAUGAACUUAUGGGGGUUGUCUCUGAGGAUAAACUACUGGAGCUUCUGGAGUUGGCAAUGUCAUCAAAUGCUACAGAGACAGUUAGAAGAGCCAGGGAAAUGAUGGAUUCGGGUGUUGAUCCAUUAGUACUAAUUUCUCAAUUGGUGACACUUAUUGUGGAUAUUAUUGCUGGGACUUAUUUGAAUGCUGAUGCAAAGCACAACUUUCUAUUCUUUGAUGGGAGAACUUUGACUGAAAGAGAAUUGGACAGGCUGAAGCAUGCAUUAACGCUACUGUCUGAGGCAGAAAAGCAUCUCAGAGUAUCAACUGAACGAUCAACCUGGUUCACUGCAACCCUAUUACAAUUAGGUUCUCUGUCUUCUCCUGAUCGAACUCAGUCUACCAGUAGUCGACGACACAGUUCAAAGGCAACUGACGAGGAGCACAUGAGUAUGUAUAGAGAAGCUACAGUCCCUAAGCAGAACUCAGAUGCACAAUUUGCACCUGAGAAAUCAGGUUCUCCAUCAUCAUUUAUGGUUGCUGCUCAGAAACCAGUCAGACUAAUGGACAAACCCAAUCAAGGACAAUUCAGUAAUAGUGAUAGUCAGACUGACUCAAAUGGUGACUGUGCAACUGGUAAAAUGACAAUGACAUGCAUGGAUUCAAAUAUGUUGAAUAAUAUCUGGCUCCAGUGUAUUGAGAAGUGCCAUUCUAAGACAUUGAGGCUGCUGCUUCAUUCUUAUGGAAAGCUUGUUGGUUUGUCUGAAAUGAAAGGUGGUUUUAUUGCUCACAUUGCGUUUGAUGAUAGUAAUAUCAAGACCCGAGCAGAAGGUUUUCUUAGCAGUAUCACCAAUGUAUUUGAAUUAGUUUUACGAAGGAAUGUGGAGGUUAAAAUAAGUGUAUUGCACAGAGUCAAACCCUCCGUUGCAGACGUGAGUACUUCAGAAGAUGGCAAGUCAGAUCUUCCUUUGCGGAGAAUUGAAUCCAUCAUCCACGAGCAAAGAUUGGAAACUGCAUGGCUGCAGGCAAUGGACAGAGGAGCCGCUGGAUCGAGCCAUUCGAAACCAGAAACGAAUCAAGUGCUGCCACAGGAUGGCAUUGAUCAUCCAAAUGAGUUGAAAUCAAAGGAUUCUCUAGAUAGGCCCUUGCAGCAAUGGGAAGAUGAGUUACAUCGCGAGAUUAAAGUACUGAAAAUUAACGAUGGAAUGUCACAUCAGAAGGAUCAGAAAGUUAAGAAGAUUGGUCAUUACCCCAUAUCUCCGAGCUUGCUGCAUAAUUCUAGCUUCCCAGAUAAUAUGGGAUAUGAAUCUAGCACGGGUGCAGGUGGUUGCAGCGCCUUGUUCUGUUGGAAUAACCGCAAACCUCAAGGAAGGAGAAAGAGCACUCCUUCACGUCCACCCAAAGGUGUGAGAUUUUCUUUAUUCGGAGAGUGUGCUAAAUCAAGGAGGCCAGAAAACAACAGAUCGAGUAGAUGAUGAUCAGCCAUUGCCAUUGAUAUUGUAUUUAUAGAGGCUCAACUCAGUCUUUGAUUUUCGAAUAUGUCAAGAUCGGUAACGGAAAUGUAUGUUGUAAAGUUAAUUAUUGUGACUCAUCAUUUACUCAAUUCACCAAUGGUAUUAAUAAAAAUUACAGACGUUUUUUUUGUUGUGCAAUGAAAAA